Molecule: messenger RNA, 1637 nt
Organism: Daktulosphaira vitifoliae (grape phylloxera)
Lineage: Eukaryota; Metazoa; Arthropoda; Insecta; Hemiptera; Phylloxeridae
Product: cytosol aminopeptidase-like
Exons: 1
Coding region: 24-1637 (537 amino acids)
Biological process (GO): proteolysis
Cellular component (GO): cytoplasm
Molecular function (GO): manganese ion binding; metalloaminopeptidase activity
Source: RefSeq, a predicted model, not a curated record
UGUAAUAUUACUAUUAACCAAAAAUGCGUUUUCUUUUAACUAAAUGUUUACUUUUGAGAAAUUGUAAAGUAUUAUGGAAAAGGUUUAUGUCAGGCUCGUUGUCAUGUAAUCCGACUGGGAUUACACCAUCUCAAAAGGGGCUAGUUUUAGGAUGUUUCGCUAAUAAAAACGACAAAACUGGUGAAUCGCUAUCGUUCACUGAUGCUGCAAAAACAUUCAACAAUCAUGUCAAUGGUAAGCUUCUGAAACAGUUGAUGUCAGCGAAACCACCACCAGCUAGAGGUGAAGUCCGCACAUUUUUCGGAUUAGAUGACACAUAUCCUUACGUAUCUGUAGUUGGGUUGGACGACGGUUGUAUUGGAUACAAUGAUGUAGAAGGUAUUGACGAAAAGAAAGAAUGUAUAAGAGAUGCUGCCGCAAUAGGUGUUAAAUCGUUGUUGAAAUUUGAAUUGCAAAAAAUCUAUCUAGAAACUUUUAGUUGUGCGGAAAGUUCAGCAGAAGGUGCAUCAAUUGGUAUGGAUGCAUAUAACGAUCAUAAAUCGAAAAACAACGUAAAAGAUUUACCUAAAAUUGAUAUGUAUGAGAGUUGUAAUUGGACUGGUUGGCAAAUAGGCCUACAGAAGGGAUCAGCACAAAAUUUGACCAGAAGACUACAACUGACGCCUGCAAAUAUGCUAACACCCAUAAUGUUUGCACAAAAUGCAGUAAAAUUGCUGUCGAAUUUAGGAGUAGAUUUACAAGUACGAGGAAAAAGGUAUAUUAAAACGAGAAAAAUGAACGCUCUCUUAGCUGUUUCUAAAGGCUCGUGUGAAGAACCACAAUUUCUGGAGGCAACGUAUGAAGGAUGUGACUUAAAUGCAGAUCCAAUUGUGUUAGUCGCCCCAGGCAUUACUUACAACUCUGGUGGAUUAGGCUCAUUGAGAUCGUGUGAAGAGCAAAAAAUGGUUCGAGGAGAAAUGUCCGGUGCUGCUUCUUUAAUUGCCGUGCUCCGGGCUGUGAGUGCUAUGAAAAUGAGGUUAAAUCUCAAAGUUUAUAUUCCACUCGCCGAAAAUCUCAUUGGUUCCGGAGCUUUGGAACCAGGCGCCGUUAUAACUACUGAAAAAGAAAAAACUAUUGUGGUUGACAGUACAGCUAAAGUAAAUCAACUUGUAGUAGCCGAUGUACUGACUAACAUCGUAUCCAACAAAUGUUACACGCCAAAAAUGCUUCUUGAUUUAGGCCCAUACUGCAGUCGCUCUGAAUUAUGGUCAACCCAAGCAGUAGGAGUAUUCACAAGAAAUAAUUCACUAAUGCAAUCAAUAAAAGUUGCAUCCAUGCACACUGGCGAACGAGUAUGGAGAUUGCCUUUAUGGCGACAAUCCACAGUACAUACACGAUCCUGCAUGGAAGCUGAUAUUUCCAACUACACGCCAGUAUUUGGUGGACCGGCAAUGCAGGCCGCCGCUUUUCUUCAAGAAUUUGUACCCGAUCACAUCCCAUGGGUACAUUUAGAAAUAGGUGGACAACUAAUAACUAACGGACUAGAUGCUGCCUACUUAGCACCAGGUUUCUCUGGUCGUCCAACAAGAACUUUAAUAGAACUUUUGGGACAGAUAGCAUGUGAAGAUCCUUCUACUAAAUCUCAAUCUUGUAAUUAG